Molecule: messenger RNA, 6367 nt
Organism: Neoarius graeffei (lesser salmon catfish)
Lineage: Eukaryota; Metazoa; Chordata; Actinopteri; Siluriformes; Ariidae
Gene: whr1
Product: serine/threonine kinase 19
Exons: 6
Coding region: 274-1050 (258 amino acids)
Biological process (GO): positive regulation of Ras protein signal transduction; protein phosphorylation
Molecular function (GO): protein serine/threonine kinase activity
Source: RefSeq, a predicted model, not a curated record
AAGAAGUAGUUCGUUUAGCAAACAACACAGCAGGGUGUCAUUCACUUCAUAUCUAAACUUGUCUUUUGACACUAAAAUACUGUGACGUGACGUACUGCUUCCUUUAAAUAAAAUAAUGUUAUCUUUUACCGACCGGAAGUAAGUGUUAGCAGAACUGCUUAGCACUGAAUGUGUUUCUGGUCCAUACCUGAACAGCAUAUGUUGGGUAUGUUUGUUUGUUUUGUAAGUUAUCUUAAUUAAACAAUUCAGGGUUUAUUUACUCCUUUUGAAGCUAUGAAUAGAAAAAGGUCGCUCAUUUCAGAAACUUUUCGUGUAAAGAAAAGGAGAUUUGGAGCGGACAGUCUCAGCGGAAAUCCUGAACAUGAAGAUGCUCAAGAGGGACCUUGUGACGUCAGAGCCACCUUGAAGUACUUGAUGACGCUUUUCCCAAGGAAGCUGUUUGACGACAGUCUUCCACCGAUUGUCUACAAACAUCAGCUGUACAGUUUACUCAACGACAAAACGCUGGUGGACAAGCAGCUGAACGAGUUGAGGGACAAAGGAGAACUGCUCAUGUUCCAGCUGAGCUUCGACACGGACACGUUCGCCUUGGUGUUGACUGAAGACUACAGAUCCAAAGUUCUGGCAGAGCAGAUCGGAAAAGACACUCACGCAACGGUCGAGAAGUUCCUUGAUAAAGCGCUGCCUAGUUGCUCAGGACUGAGUUUCAGCAAAUGUCAAAUGCUCAAGGAGUUUCUUUUCACAGAUUCGGAGAUAACGCAGCUUGUGAAGUCCGGAGUGUUAACAGUGAGAGAUGCAGGAAGCUGGUGGCUUUCAAUUCCAAACUCUGGUCGAUUCACCAAAUACUUCAUUCAGGGACGCAAAGCUGUUCUCGGCAUGGUCAAGAAAUCAAAAUACAAUGAAAUCCUAAAAGCUGAUUUAGAAGGUCGUCGUACCAAAUCACAAGUCAAAUUCGAUAUAAAGUACCACAUUCAUGACCUAAUCGGUGCAGAACUGGUAGAACGCGUCCAGACUACGUCAGGAACUUUAUUACGAUUUGUGGACACCUGAUCUUCAGCUCACCGAACGUGAAGUAACUGAAGUCUCCCCCAAAUCAUGCAGGGAAAAAAAAAGUUAUUUAAAUAGUGUCUCAGCACUUUCUUACUAGAACCUUGAUAAAGAUGAACUGUGUCCAAACAGGUCUGCCUUUAAAAGUUGUAAGACUAAAUAUGUAAUGCCCCCCCUUGGGAGCAUUCACUGAAAAUUUAACUUGCUUCCAGGGAGAAGCGUUCUUGUGUUGCCACUGAAUUGAAGGCAUUUUUUUUUUUGUUAAGUAGAUUGAAGUUUUUAUUUUAGACCUGUUGAAAUGAAUUGCUUUAUCUUCUGUGAUUAAAUUCAUUCCUGCAAAAGGAUUGUUAAUGCAGCAGGCUGUGAAUUGGGUAUGUUCUAGGUUUGGUAGGUGAGCUUGCAACUCUUAAAAGUACUUUUUAUACAUUUUGCCCUGUGACAGGUUGGCAUCCCCUCCAGAGUAUAUUCCUGGAUAGACUUGUCAGUAUUGUUACCAAAUCAGAUCCUACUGCGACUCGGAGGAACAAUCUUGGACCAUUCAGGCUGGUAGAUUGUUUGCAAGAUACAGGUUUAUAAACCCUUACUCAUACUUUAAUCAGCACCAUUGAUGAAUGUCAAAACAUCAAGAAUUAAAUUUUACCCAGUGAUGCAAACUCCAUUAUAUAGAACAGAGUCCAAAAGAAGCCACAUUUAAUUCUGCUUUAUUUGUCAUCAUUUAGGCAAAACAAAGUGAUUAGGAAUCUCCAAAAAAAAAAAAAAUACAUUGGCUCUAAUCGUGCAGACAGACUUAUGAUGAAGAGGGGAAGGAAGAAAAAAAAAAAAGUUAGAGGUAUGUAAAGACAAGCUCUGAACAUCACUAAUGCAUGACUUUCAUUUAAUUCAAUCCAUUAAACAUACUAUCCAGCUGACAGAAGUGUUAGUGUAUACAGUAAGUUGUUAAAAUUAGCUAUGAUAGGAAUGCAAGGGUUAAUGGGGGAAGGGAAAAAAAAAGUACUACUUAAAAUUCCUGUCACAAUCCAACAGUAGUGUUGCCUUUAACAUCAGAUAUUUAAAAAAAAAAAUUUAAUACCAGUUUAAGGUUCAUUAGAAAUGGAUUAAAGGCUCCAGAUAGCCCUAUAUAGUGUUAUUGAGAUGCUUCAAAUCCCCUCGCUGAGUACACAGACUGCAGUUGAACAACUUUAGGGAGGAUAUACAGACAAGGUUAUAGGUAAUUAGUUGGGCUUAAGCAUUUUAUCAUGUCAAGAGGUAUAACUGCUCAUAGGAAGCACUUGAGAAACACUGAAGCUACACUAGCGCUGUUAUUCAGGUUUUACAGUAUGAAAUGCAAGACAGUGAUGAGUACUGAUCCGUGAUUAUUCGUUAAACAGUACUCACUUCAUUCAACUUGUCCAACCUUGGCUUGUUUUUCAGUAGCCAGCAGAAGAGUUUUGUAGUAUGCAUGCAUCUAGUGGGUUCUGUAGUGCUAUUUGGCAAGACUUCUUUCGUUCCAAUGAUGACUUGUAAACAAACCACAAGGGCUCUUAAAGAAAUUAACGACUGAACAAAGUUGUGUUUUUUUAAAAAAAAAUUCAAAGGCCAUAAUUCUCAGUAUGGGUGCAUCAGUUAACAUGGAUUUGAGGUGAUUGUGUCUCAUUCCUACAUCUAGAGGUUAUGUUCAGUUGUGUGAGAAUAUAAACAUCCAAAAGAAAAAAAAAGGGGGGGGAGGGAGGAAAAUGGCAACAAGUGCACCGUCUCGUUCCCAUCCCUCAGAAUACAGCUGGGAUUGUAGGCCGUGAUCACCGUCUAGAGCAGAGAGCAUUUUCUCUUCCUCUUCUUCAUAGGCGGUGGGCAGAGAACAGCUCGAAUCGCCUCGUCAAACACUGUCUUAAGGCCGCGCUGCGUCAGGGCCGAGCAUUCCAGAUACUUCACAGCUCCUGAUGGAUGAACAGUGAUUACAUGAAAACUGUCAGUGUGAUAGGAGUGUAAAAGAGUAAAUUACACAACCGACAUGAAACGUUAACUUCACUUUCAAAAUACAGAUUAAGUGCCUGUCUCUGCUCACUGUUCCUCUUUCUCCUUAAAAUCACAAAUACUGGCAAAAUAGCUUUCAGGAAAUGUCUUGAGGGCCACUGGAGCAUCGCAAUCUGUCAGUAAUGUUUUCUGAUUGUGCAUGCUAGAGGUGUGGCGAUUAAUUGAUCCCCGAUCCAUUUCAGUCUGCCAUUCAAAAGUCGAUUAAAAAUUUAAUGAAUCAUGAUUCACCAACAAUAACCAUUUUCAUCCCGAUAACCCUAGACGCAUAACUGAUAUUAAAUUCGAUUUGUUAGCCGGACCUACAUGUGGGUGCAGCCACAUUUGCAGUUGCUAUAGCAAUCUUUUGCUGUUACGCAUUGCUUUGUGAUCAUAGCGGACGACUCCGAACUCCUGAAGCCACCAGCUUGGCAGCAUUUCUUAAUCUCAGUGCCUUAUGUUCUCUCUGGACAAUGAAUGGUGUGUCUCAAGAGGUGCUGUUCACUUUAACACACGCGACUAUUUUUGUGUUUUGAGACAAGUCAUUAAAAGUUUUCACUGCUUUGUGUGUUGAAAAUGACCGACUAUGAAUGCAUCACAGUUCAAAGUCAAUGGAGUGACUAGAGUCUGAAUAAAAAGACUACAAAACACUAUUUUUAAUUGCACUACAUUUCUAGGCUGACAGUGAACAGAAUAUUGAUUUGAAGGUUAUAAAAUAGGACAAAAAUGUGAAUCAUGAUUCGAAUCAAAUCGUGAAAAAAAACUGGAUCGUCACACCUCUAGUGCAUGCACAUGUCUAACGAUUACUCCGUACAUUACCCUCUGUAAUACGGUCAGUAGAAACAAACCCAGGUGGUGUACAUCCUAUCUGAAUUGAAAUACAGGACCCGAAGUUUGAACAGACCCAAUUCAAUGGAUUUUCAUUUUUGAUUAAUUUAAAACAAAACAUCUUAAAAUGUCGUUUUUUUACUUAGUUGAGCAGUUCUUGACAAUAUGAAUUACUACAGUUGUGGAAUAAGGCUAUUGACUACCGUUUGACCUCCAAUGCAUUAAAAAGGCAAGAAAUUGCGCCAAUUAACCACUGUGCCUCAUCAGAAGUUAAUUAAAAAAAGCAUUCCAGGUGACUACCUCAUGAAGCUGGGUAAGAUCGUGCCAAUAGUGUGCAAAGCAUCAAGGUAAACACUGGCUAGUUUGAAGAAUCUAAAAUAUGAAGCUACUUUAACCUACCGUAUUUUCUGGACUAUAGAGUGCACCUGUAUAUAAGCCGCAUCCGCUCUAUUUUAAAAAAAAAUUAAAAAAAAGAUAUACAAGCCGCACCGGGCUAUAAGCCGCAGAUAUCCAUGUUGAAAAAUUAGAUAUUUACUGCAUGUACAGAACGAUUUUGUACUGUAAAUGUACAUGAACAGAUUCUUUCCGAACAGUGCCUUUUAACACGGCAGCAACUUUGCUGAUUAAAACGGAACAGAACCAAGAGAAAAUAACCGGUAUUUAUUUACCUUCAUUUCUCCUGUGUUUGAAACCACAAGUCACUUUAAUCAUCUCCGCUGGAUUUGAAAAUAAUUACCAGUUAGUAAUUUGUCGUGCGUGUUCUAUCUGCUAAAGAUCUGCUAAUUCUUCUUUGCAUUGAUUUUUCGUCUGUCUUAUUUUUGAUUCUACUUCUGGUUAGAGCGCCCCUAGCGGUGGAAGAAAAAUCCACAGAAUAGCCGCACCUUUGUAUAAGCCGCAUGGUUCAAAACCUAGGAAAAAAGUAGCGGCUUAUAGUCCAGAAAAUACGGUAGUCUGGCUAACGUGACUUCAAAGCUCUGCGAGCAUUUGGUCUGGCAAAGAUAUUAAGCCCAACCGUUUCCCAAAGGCGUGGUUGACCCGCCUCCCUGAAAUGCCUCAGUUUGCUACUGGUCGAAGCCAGAAAAGGCUGUGACGAAGCUUAAACCAAUCACAUCACUCUUUCCUCUGACACGACGGAAACUGCUUGAGUAACAGGAAGAAGAUAAAUACCUCCAGGGCUGCUCUUUGCUCCGUUUUCAAUGAGAACUUCCCGUUGAAUGCUUUCAAUACAGCAUCUACCGCUGUGUCAAAGGCUUGCCGCUGCUCCAUGUUCGUAAUGUUUCUAGUGAAUGAAGCGCUUCCGGCAUAGAUUCUGUAAACAAUCUAUGGCUUCCGGUCGCAGUUCUACCACGUCACUGCCUUGAACACGCCUCUACCCAGGGCCGUUGGAGAUGCUCAAAGUUGAUUGGCUCCCGAUUUUUCGACUUUCUUCAAUACAACAAUGGCUGACCCAGAUUUUGACCGCAUUUACAAAUUUGUGAAUAGCAGAAAUAUCACUAUUCACAAGACUCCUUCAAACGAGUAUGAGCAGUUAUUAAACGUUUAUUGUUUCCUGCAUUCAUCUGAGAAGCGGCAGGAGGCAGUUAGGGCAGGACAGGCUGCUUGGAAAGAAUCAAAAACGAACGUUUCAAAGCAAGCUGAGCCGUGCCGGCAAGAGAUCGUCCGGAUGGAAAAAAAUUAAGUCGACUUUUACAAUUCGGGAUUAUUUCUCUUGUAAAAUGGUAUGUAGGAUAUCAUAUGGGUAUUUUGUACUUGUGUCAGCAGUCAGUUGAAUUUUAUACAGUCAGUCUCUUCUUCCAUUUCAGAAUAAAAGUCCUGCACGACCAGCCCCAGCUCCAAUUUGAACUGCUGGUGUGAUUUUGUCAAGUGUUCUUCACAUCCUGGAGUGAGCUUUUGUUUUAUUCUUUAUUUUCAACAUUUAAUCUGGGGCCAAAAACGGUGACUUAAGCGGAGCGGUCUCCUCAUGAACAAUGGAUUUCCUAUUGUUCAUGAGGAGCCAAAAGGCAACAGCUCCCCUUAAAAAGACAGUCCCUAAUUUUCAAAAAUGAAUCGCCUGCUCGGCACGGUGGUGUAGUGGUUCGCGCUGUCACCUCACAGCAAGAAGGUCUGGGUUCGAGCCCCGUGGCCGGCGAGGGCCUUUCUGUGUGGAGUUUGCAUGUUCUCCCCAUGUCCGUGUGAGUUUCCUCCGGGUGCUCCGGUUUCCCCUAAAGACAUGCAGGUUAGGUUAACUGGUGACUAAAUUGACCGUAGGUGUGAAUGGUUGUCUAUGUGUCAGCCCUGUGAUGACCUGGCGACUUGUCCAGGGUGUACCCCGCCUUUCGCCCGUAAUCAGCUGGGAUAGGCUCCAGCUUGCCUGCGACCCUGUAGAACAGGAUAAAGCAGCUAGAGAUAAUGAGAUGAGAAUCGCCUACUUUGUGUGAAAACUUCUGGACCUGUCUUGUGUCUUUUUCUUCUCUUGUGAAUCUUUGUAUUGUCCUGUCAUCUGAUUUUAAUAAAAAGUAAUACAAGA